AUGUUGCCAGUUGAUGGGGAAGAAAGGAAGUCAGAGGGCUUAGACAUUGAGGGGGACAGAACAUCUCCAUGUGCACUAUCAUCUGCUACCCUGAAGGAUCUGGAGGUAAGUGACUCUGGGCGGAGGUGCAGUGACCCUGCAGGCCAGCCCUCCAGCCUCCUCCCUCUGCCAGCUGAGACAGCCCACACACACCCCAGCCCUAAUGUGUUCUAUCUCUCCCCCCACUCCUCCUCCACCUCCUCCUCACUGCAUGUACCUCAGAGCCUGUGCCAAGAACUAGCAGUAGUCCUGGGCUCGAGGUCCGUAAAAAUCAGUUAACUGAAUAACACCAUCAAAUCUUUGAAACAACAGAAGAAACAAGUGGAACAUCAGCUGGAAGUAGAAAAGAAAGCAAACAAUGAGAACAAAGCUGAACGGGAGCUAGAGGUUCAAAUCCAGAGAUUGAACACACAGAAAGGGAAACUAAAUACAGACCUGUAUCACAUGAAACGUUCUCUCAGAUACGAUGAAGAUGAAUCCAAGGAUGUGGCCGGCUGCCUGCAACAUUCAUUGCAGCGUAUAGCAGAGUUAGAGCAGGCUCUCUGUGUCACCACCACACAGGAGAAGAAGGAGAUCAGUUUCUCGAGCCUCAGUAAAGCACUUAUUGAGUGGCAGUUAGAGCAGUCCAUACAGGAGAAGGCACGGUUGAAAGCACACCUGACAUGGUUGAAGGAGUCGCUUAAACAAGUCCAGCUAGAGAGAGAUGAAUAUGCUCAACAUAUAAAAGGAGAGCAGUGGCAGCAGAGGAUGAGGAAAAUGUCGCAGGAGGUUUGCACAUUGAAGAAGGAGAAGAAGCAUGAUACAUGUCCGGUAGAGAAGCGGGAGAGGAGCUUGUCCAAACUCAAAAACCAGAGGGCUGAACCCCUGCUCCCAGAUCCCCCAGCAGUGCCCUCCGAGGUGGAGCUGCAGAACCUCAGGAAGCAACUGGAGAGAAUGGCAGGAGAACUCCAAGCCCAGAUGGAAAACAAUCAGCGCAUAAGUGUCCUGAACUGGGGGCAAAAAGAGAGGCUUCAGGAGCAAGAGAAGAGGCUUCAGCAGCUAGCCGAGCCACAGAGUGGCUUCGAGGAGCUGAACAAUGAGAACAAGAGCACACUGCAGUUGGAGCACCAGGUAAAGGAGCUGCAGGAGAAGCUGGGUGAGGUGAAGGAAACGGUAACCUCUGCCCCAUCCAAGAAGGGCCGGGAACAGGAGCCAGAAGCAGUGAUCCCAGCCCCCGUGACUGGUGGCGAGUCUAGCGGCUUUAUGGACCUCCUGGAGGAGAAGACGUACCUGAGUGAGUUGGGGGAGAAACAAGAACUUCGAUUCAUACAGUACUGGAAAGACAGACACCAUCAGAAAGUUCAUCACCUUAUAAUAGAGCCAGGGGGUAGUGCCAAAGAUGCGGCACCGGGAGGAGGACUUCAUCAGGCUGGCCCAGGACAGCAAGGAGAUGAAGGUGAAGCUGCUGGAGCUGCAGGAGAUGAUGCUGUGGCUUGUGGUGACUACAACAAGGAGCACAGCAAAUUCCUGGCCGCUGCCCAGAACCCUGCUGAUGAGCCCAGUCCAGGAGCCCCAGCGCCCCAGGAGCUUGGGGCUGCCAACAAGCAUGGUGAUCUUUGUGAGGUGAGCCUCACCGACAGCGUGGAGCCUGCGCAAGGAGAGGCCAGGGACGGUUCUCCCCAUGACAACCCUACUUCACAGCUAAUUGUGUAGGACCACCAGGAGCACCCAGGCUUGGGCAUCAACCCCUGUGUGCCAUUCUUUUGCUGGAUUUGCCUGCCGAGAAGAAGGAGAUAA
Molecule: messenger RNA, 1815 nt
Organism: Cercocebus atys (sooty mangabey)
Lineage: Eukaryota; Metazoa; Chordata; Mammalia; Primates; Cercopithecidae
Product: golgin subfamily A member 8A-like
Biological process (GO): spindle assembly; Golgi organization
Cellular component (GO): cis-Golgi network; Golgi cis cisterna; Golgi cisterna membrane
Molecular function (GO): protein binding
Source: RefSeq, a predicted model, not a curated record